AGAGGGAAAGGGGGGGUCCUAAGCGCGCCAGUGCAAAAGACCGCGUCACCUCGGCAACCAGUCGCGCGCAGCAUCCGAGCCGCAUCUCCUCACCUCUCAUCAUCAGCAAGCAGCGCUAACUUGCCAGUCAGAGAUGGUAAAGUUGGGAAGCAAUCUCGUGGAGAAAGCAGAAAAGGAGCAAGCAGGGGAAGAUGGCUUUGAUAAUAUUCCACUGAUAACUCCCCUGGAUGUGAAUCAACUACAGCAGCCAUUUCCUGACAAGGUAAUUGUAAAGACCACAACAGAAUAUCAGCUCCAGCAAAAGAAAAGAAAGCUGCAUGUUCCUGGGAUUAAAAAACUGAACAUAAACCUAUAUGAUGAACUUUCAGAGAAAGUCAAGCUUACUGGACUGAUCCUCAUUAUUAUGAUAUUCUUGGCCUGCCUUCUGAUGCUGGUCAUGUACAAGGCUCUGUGGUAUGACCAGCUUAGCUGCCCAGAGGGUUUUGUGUUUAAGCACAAGCACUGCACUCCUGCUGCCUUGGAGAUGUAUUACUCUGAACAGGAGACAGGCCCACGUGGAAGCCUGUAUACAGCCAUCAGUCACUUGAACCAGGCAAAGAAAACUCUGCCAGAGCUGCCAUCACCAUGGCUUCCUGUAAUCAAUGCUUUGAAAGAGGCAGAAAAAGCAAAAGAAGAAUCAAGCCGAGUCCAGUAAAAAGGAACAAUGGAUGCUACUGUAUUAUAUCCAACAAAUGUAUUGUACUUUUAAUUAACAUUUAAAGGAAAAUAAAAUUAAACUGUUGAAGGAA
Erpetoichthys calabaricus (reedfish) is the source of this 788-nucleotide messenger RNA. It is a transcript of the gene caly, whose product is annotated as calcyon neuron-specific vesicular protein. The coding region runs from base 134 to 694 and encodes 186 amino acids. Lineage: Eukaryota; Metazoa; Chordata; Cladistia; Polypteriformes; Polypteridae. Gene Ontology annotation, molecular function: clathrin light chain binding. Gene Ontology annotation, biological process: endosomal transport; G protein-coupled dopamine receptor signaling pathway; clathrin coat assembly. The transcript is spliced from 5 exons. The record is from RefSeq and is a predicted model, not a curated record. Gene Ontology annotation, cellular component: endosome; membrane.